GCCUGAUUGGCUGCGGCCGGUUUCUGUAAGUGGAGUUGCGCAUGCGCGCUCCGUGAGGCGAAUCUGGUGGCGAGGGAAGUUAGCCCUGAAGCAGACCACCUUCAUUUCCACCGCGCUUAUUUCCCUGGAGUCCGAAAUGUUCCCGGAACUCAAUAACCUUCUCAACACCACUCCUGAUAAGGCGGAACAGGGGAAACUGACUCUACUCUGUGAUGCCAAGACAGAUGGCAGUUUCCUUGUGCACCACUUUCUUUCUUUCUACCUCAAAGCUAAUUGUAAAGUCUGCUUUGUGGCCCUCGUCCAGUCCUUCAGUCACUACAACAUCGUGGGACAGAAGCUAGGAUGGAACUCAGGACCUUGUGCUUUCGAGGCAGGCGUCGGAACCACUGAGCUAAAUCCCUGGCCCUGGCCGCUUUUUCUUUCUCCUUUGGGUCAUCACCACCCCAGGAACAGCACAUUGGCGUGUGAAGCUCAGGCGUGGGCAUCUGUGCUCCUGGCUCGUUACUGCGCUCACAUGAGGAGGCUGGGUGGCAUCAGCCUGACCGUGGCACGGGAACGUGGGCAGCUCGUGUUCCUAGAGGCACUCAAGUCCUCCGUGGACAUCUUCUUCCAGACACCUUCGGAGCCACAGCCCCUGCAGUUUCUCAGGGAGGCCAGUGCUGGGGACCUGCGGCCACUGUAUGCCUUUGUGCGGGAGGCCCUGAAGCCUGGGGAUGACGAGGAGGCAUCGUGGAGGCCCCCGGUGCUGCUGGUGGAUGACCUGAGCGUGCUGCUGAGCCUGGGCAUGGGGGCUGUGGCAGUGCUGGACUUCAUCCACUACUGCAGGGCCACUGUGUGCGCGGAGCUGAAGGGAAACAUCGUGGCCCUUGUGCAUGACAGGGGAGACGCCGAGGAUGAGGAGAAUGACCUCCUGCUGAGCGGCCUCAGCCAUCAGAGCCACCUGAUCCUGCGGGCCGAGGGCCUGGCCACCGGGUUCUGCAAGGAUGUGCACGGGCAGCUCAGGAUCCUCUGGAGGAGGCCGUCGAAGCCCACAGCCCAGCGGGAUCCGAGCCUCACCUACCAGUACAAGAUACAGGACAAGACUGCAUCCUUUUUUGCCAAAGGCCUUUCUCCUGCUGUUCUGUGACCAGAUUUGGGGGCCACGGAAACCAGGAUGGACGCUCAGUGGGUGUGGACAAUAGGGCUAAGUGGGAACGAGCCUUGUGUCUGGGUAGCAGCAUUUCAGGCCAGACCACAGCUCCAUGUGACCAGCAAACGGUGCAUAGUGGUUGGUGUGCUCUGUGCCUGGGCCAUGGUUGGGAGGCAGGGAGGAGUCUGUGGCCCUGACCCCGCUGAGAGGGCCUGGGUGGUGGGGCCCAAGCAGGGGUGUACGUGUCCUGACAGCAGCUGAGGAGGCCGCGCAGGUGUGAACCCCCCACCAGUUCCAUGAUGCACAGCCCUGCUGGCCAUCAAGGGCCUGGCAUGGGCCUUGGUCACGUAGGCCUGUGUCGGGCACUUUGAAACAGGUGCUUUGUUUCUGUGUAUGAAUUAUAUCACAGUGAAUUUUAUCUUAAAAAUAAAUACAAUGGGGCUGGGGACUUAGUGGUUCCGGUGCCUGCCUCAAAAGCACAAGGUCCUGAGUUCAAUCCCUGGUACCACACACACAAAAUAAAUAAAUACAUACAUACAUGCAUACAAUGAAAAAAUAACUUUGUAAUGUACUAAUGAGCUUUUUUAGCCUUUUUUUGAGACAUGGUCUUGCUAAGUUGCUGCGAUGUCCAGGCUAGGCUUGAAUUUGGGAUUCCCCUGCCACAGCCUCCAGCAUGCUGGAUUACUUGUGGGCACAUGAUGCCCAGCUUUUACUUCGAAAUUCUUCAUGCUUUUUUUCAUUGUUAGGUCAGUCAGGGUCAAGUAAAAUUUUGAGAGUAAAUUA
Messenger RNA from Heterocephalus glaber (naked mole-rat), 1912 nucleotides. It is a transcript of the gene Elp6, whose product is annotated as elongator acetyltransferase complex subunit 6. Gene Ontology annotation, cellular component: elongator holoenzyme complex. The record is from RefSeq and is a predicted model, not a curated record. Gene Ontology annotation, biological process: tRNA wobble uridine modification. NCBI's taxonomy places the organism in Eukaryota, Metazoa, Chordata, Mammalia, Rodentia, Bathyergidae.